AAAACAAUGAACGUACAGAGUUUUUUGUUCUUCAUUUCUGACAUAAGCUAAUUUUAGAUUGGUUUAGGAAAGCCCAGCAGGAGAAUUCAAGUUUCCCGACUAUUUCGUAAAAAAACCAUAACUAAAACUUUCCAAAUCUUUUCAUAAUCAUUUCAUGGGAAUUCCCUUACCUACAUAAAAAUCUUUAAGUAAAAAGAUUUUGUCAAGCUGGUUCAGCAUUUGAAAGCAUUUGCAGGUGCGAAAAUACGUUAAUUAAUCCUUGAGGUCAUUCCGUAAUGAAAUUAUCAAUAGCAGGGACUGGGUUUUUCCGAAAGCGAAUGUAUGUGAACACUUCAGGUCGAGCUAUACGAGUAUAAAGGGUUGCAAAUCGACUCGAGAUGUCAGUCGUUAACACUGAGGUGACAGUGAAACAUAUAGCUAAAAACUCAGCACUAAGAACUGAAAACAGCCGCAUAUUAAACAUUAAAUUAAACCUUAGAAAAUUCAAGAUGACUUCAAAACUACGUUCAUUGCUUAAAAUACUAACAUACUUCCUAAUAGUUCUACAAACUAACGCCAGACCUGCGCCCAGUGCUGAAGCUUCUAAGGACAUUAUGAAGAAACUGCAGAGCAUCUUCAAAAUUGACGAAGGUCUUAUGGUAUAUAACACUGGAGUGCUAAGAGAAGAAUUUGAGAACGACGAAAUCGUUUGCGCCGAACGUCGCGCUGGAAAAUCAUAUUGCAAGGAGGUUGAAAACUAUAUUGAGGCUACACGUCUAGACAAAAUCGACCCAAAAGAGUUCGAAAAAUUCAGAGCAUAUUUCACAGAUGAUAUGGCGAUGCCACUGAAUAUAGCAACUCGUGUGGAUAUCGAGGUGCUGAACAAACUUUGCAAUACCAUAACAAACCUGAUUUAUCCGGAAGGUGCGAUGUCAGAGGAUGCCAAGUGGUUAUUGGUGGUGCAACAUGCGCAACAUAAGCAAGGUGUUUUGGUGGAAGAGUGCGAAAAUGAGGAGCGACCUGACGAAGAUAAUAGUACCCUGCCGCUGGAGGAUAUACCGAAAUGUAAACAAAACUUCAUCUAUCGAAAAUUGGUUGUGUUGAAGGACGGUGUGAUGAAGGAAGAAAUGGUUAAAUUACCAAGUACCUGUGAAUGUAUCAUGAGCUCCAUGUGAGAUUAUACUUAGUUAUAAAACGAAAAAAAAAUGUUCAGUGUAGGAUGGUGUGGGUUUUUUAAUACAAAAUAACAAAAAAAAAAUAUUUUAAAGCUUAGGAGAAUUUACAACUUUUCGAUAUUGUUUAUGGUAGUGGAACUAAUUAAAGAAAUGCAUAA
Bactrocera dorsalis (oriental fruit fly) is the source of this 1312-nucleotide messenger RNA. RefSeq names its product protein spaetzle-like. The coding region runs from base 378 to 1154 and encodes 258 amino acids. The transcript has a single exon. Gene Ontology annotation, biological process: central nervous system formation; regulation of Toll signaling pathway; innate immune response. Lineage: Eukaryota; Metazoa; Arthropoda; Insecta; Diptera; Tephritidae. Gene Ontology annotation, molecular function: growth factor activity; Toll binding. Gene Ontology annotation, cellular component: extracellular region. The record is from RefSeq and is a predicted model, not a curated record.